ACCAGCGUUUCACGUGAUCAGGUAUUGGUUUAGUCACAACGAAGUUAGCUUGCGUCUUAAAUGUAGGAAAAGUAUAUGAUAUAGGCCUUCUUAUGCCCCGAUAGUUGCCGGCGAAGUGCGCAUUCAGAGAGGCAAACAUGUCGAGCAGCGCGGCGACGAGCUUCAUCGACCAGCUCAAACUUCUGUACGACAACAAGUUGUACUCAAAUGUCACAGCUCUGUUUAGCUUGGCACAUCCCAUCAGCACUGACCGCCCCGACCUCAUGACGGUGUCGGCAAAGUUUCAGAGUUACGUGUACUGCGGUGAUGCUUACGUGCAGCUCGAAGAUUUCAAGAGAGCCGAGGCCUUCUACCAGAAGGCUAUUCAGUUAAAGAAGUCUGCGGCUAAGGCGAAGGGCAAAGGACCCACGUCAAUCAUAUCUGGAGACGUGACAUCUGGAAAUGGCAUCAUGUAUCAGAUUCACGUCUGCCACGUGAAUAUGAAUCAGCCUGCAGACGCGAUUUCUGCGCUCGAGAGCAUACCGGGAAAGCAACGCAACAGCCGGGUCAACAUGGCCCUGGGGCAGCUGUAUCAGCAGAGUGGCAAUGAGCGCUUGGCCAUCACCUGCUACCGUGAGGUCCUCAAGGAGUGCCCACUCGCCUUGCAAGCCGCCAAGAGUCUUCUGGAGCUAGGCGUCAAGGCAGUAGAGGUGGCUGCACUGGUGCUACACCCGGGCGGCUCCAGUGGCUCCUCCUUGCCACCCGACAUGGAAUGGCUUGGACAGUGGAUCAAGGCCAAUGCGUACCUUCACUCCCGAGAGUACUCCUCCAGUGUCAGCAACUUCAAGCAGCUAGAAGCCAGGCCUCAGCUUGCAGAAAAUGUGGAGAUCCUUGCAUCACUGGGGGAGGCCUACUAUCACAUGGGAGACUACACCAGUGCCACGACUACCAUGGAGAGGGUGCACAGUCUGGAUCCACACCUGCUUCGAGGCAUGGACGUAUACGCAGCCCUGCUGGCCAAGGAGAAGAAAGUCAAGGAACUUCAGUCACUCUCCUCACAGCUCAUGUCAGUGAACAGCAGGAGCCCCGAACCAUGGAUCGUGAUGGCCUACCUCUGCUACGUCACCAAGAAAGGCAACCGAGCCAUCUACUUCGCCCAGAAGGCGUGUACGUUGAAUCCGAGGCACGUUGAGGCUCUCCUACUCAAGGGCACAGUGCUGCUGGAGCUGCACAGGGUGCCCGAGGCCAUCGCGCACUUCGGCGAGGUGUUCAAGGUGACACCGUACAGGCACGAGGCCUACAAAGACAUGGUGGACUGUUACCUGGCCCAGCUGUGGAACGAUGAUGCAGCGGCCAUCGCCAGCAAUGCCUGCAAGCACCUGGGCGACACCCCAAGGGUUCUCACACUGCAUGCAAGUGGGUUGAUGAAGAGCCCCGAGAGCCUGGAGAAGGCCAAGGUGUGCCUGGAGAAGGCACUCAAGCAGGAGCCCAUCCACCUGCCAGCUGUGUACCUGCUCGCCGAGAUAUACGACCAGCAGCGCGCCUAUGACCGAGGAAUCCAGCUUUUGCAGAAGCACCUGGAGAGCCAGAGCACAUGCCGGCUCAAUCAGAUGCUCGGGGACUUCUACGACCGGACAGGCGAGCAAAACAAGGCCCUGCAGCACUUUGACGUCGCCCUCAACCUGGACCCCAGCAACGCAAGUGCAAGAAGGGGCAAGCGCAGGGUGGAACAAUGACCCGAGAAUGUGGAGCUCGGCUACAACACGGAUGUUGACGAGAUAGCUGAGUCAGACGUGGAGUAUGAAAUUAUAGAAAUUGAGGUGGUAGCAGUUUGGUCAGACGU
Molecule: messenger RNA, 1822 nt
Organism: Dermacentor silvarum
Lineage: Eukaryota; Metazoa; Arthropoda; Arachnida; Ixodida; Ixodidae
Gene: APC7
Product: anaphase-promoting complex subunit 7-like
Exons: 2
Coding region: 138-1715 (525 amino acids)
Biological process (GO): cell division
Molecular function (GO): protein binding
Source: RefSeq, a predicted model, not a curated record